Pisolithus orientalis is the source of this 840-nucleotide messenger RNA. RefSeq lists its product as uncharacterized. The transcript is spliced from 6 exons. Gene Ontology annotation, molecular function: transmembrane monodehydroascorbate reductase activity. The record is from RefSeq and is a predicted model, not a curated record. Bases 1 to 741 code for a protein of 246 amino acids. NCBI's taxonomy places the organism in Eukaryota, Fungi, Basidiomycota, Agaricomycetes, Boletales, Pisolithaceae.
AUGAGUAGUUCAACUGACAACCUGCCUGCCAGUGACACCCACGAACAAGAGGGCCUCCUUUCCAACGUUGACCCUGAGCAAGUCGAAAUGGCCCGCACCACCACCAGCCUGAGAACAGAGGGUCGCAAGGGGGACAAAGCCGCCCAGUAUGUCGCAUUGGCGGCGGUACUUGUUUUUGUUCUGGUUACAUGGGGUAUCGUCUUCACCAACAAUCCCGCGUCGUUAGGUUGGUUCGCAUACCAUCCCAUCCUCCAAAGCUCUGCCAUUGCCUGUUUCACAUAUGGCAUACUCACCCUUCAACCAACGUCGCAACCUGCGACUAAGGCUGCUGGCCUCAAGAGACAUCAGAUCGCAAUGCUUGGGGUCGGCAUCCCCUGCAUCCUGGCUGGAACGGCAUUUAUGGUUUACAACAAGUCGCUUCAUUCAGCCCCUCAUUUUACUACUUGGCAUGGCACAUUCGGGAUAAUUGCCGUCGUCUGGCUUGUCACCCAAGCGUUGAUCGGAGGCGCAAGUGUUUGGUUCGGCGGUGCCGUCUUGGGCGGUGGUAUGAAGGCCAAGGCCGUGUGGAAGUACCAUAGAUUAUCAGGAUACAUCAUCUUCUCCCUGACCUUGUUCACAGCUUACCUGGCAGGCACAUGGUCUACCUGGGUAACCCAUCAUAGUGAUUUCCUCGUUCGGUUAGUAGGGUAUACUAUCGCACCACUGGCAAUUCUAUUUGCCGCAUACACCCGCAUACGGUGAGUGUCUCUGCGAACUCCCCGCGUUUUACUAAAGGCCAUCCGAGUAGUCCGUCGAAGAUGAAGUUCAUUUAGUGUAUGUGAUGAUUCGGUCUUUGUACUA